CAAGCUAUUAACCAACUCAUUCCUCAACUGCGCAAGCUGCGGUUGCAUUAACAAACAAAUGAAGAACUGCUCCGUAUUUUUUUUUCUCUCUCUCUCUCAGGGGCCCCCCUGCUCACUGCCGAAUAUGACGGCAUUGACCGCCGGUAUAUUCAAGGCUUCGCUCCGAUCCCUACCACAUCCAGGUAGAUCAUGGUGGGUAGUCGCGUCUACCGAAUUUGCAAAACAUGACAUGUGUACGUCGCCUUGCAGACAUCAAUUUGCAGUAUAACAGUAUAUGAAGUCGGUCGACGCUCGUCGUCUGAACUUGACUGAUGCAUGACGAGCUUGCUUUUGACUAGCAUUCAGCUAGCUAGUCAUACCCUUUGACAUCUUGCCUAUCAAGCAUCUGUCUCAUCUAACGGCCGGCCUACUAGGACUAGAAAUAGAACCUAGUCCACGUGGGGAUAGAUAGGUGACGGCAGGGAGUUUUCUAUCUCGCUCCCGCCAAACGCAAGAGCUCACCCUCGCCUCCUUAUUUUCCUCAACAUCACUCUACGUAGUGUAUGAUUCAAUAUGGCAUCACUCAAGACCCUUCUGGCUCUACUUCCCUUGGCCAUCCCAUCUCUCGCCUCGAGCCUCAACUCCGAGUACACAUUCAACCCUCUCCACCACCUCGCCGGCAUAGCGCCCUACUUUGAGCCGCUGGACCCCCCGAGAUCUCCAGACGCGCCGCAGGGCUGCACCGUGACCCGUGCCGCCUACCUCAGCCGCCAUGCCGCCAUCUACGCCAACGACUUUGACUAUGAGGAGUACAUGGGCCCCUUCAUCUCCAAGUGGAAGAAUCAAUCCUCCGUGGAUUGGGCCCGGAUCCCCUCGCUCAGUUUCCUAGCUCACUGGGAGCCGCCCGUCACCGAGGCCGAGGCAUCUCUCCUGACCCGGAUGGGCAAGCUCGAGGCCUCGAGGCUCGGUGUUGACCUCAGCUUCCGCUACCCAAACCUCAGCUUACCCCAGCACGUGUGGACCUCGUCCGCUGAACGCACCUUUGAGUCCGCCAAGUCCCUCGUGCGCGGCUUUCAGCGCGAGGAUAACACCAUCCGCGUUGUCAGUAUCUACGAGGGCAAGGAGUCUGGUUCCAAUAGCCUGACCCCCUACAAGGCCUGCCCGGCCUACUCGGGCUCAACCGGGAGCGAGCAGAGCCAGGUGUACCAGGAGAAGUUUACCAAACCCAUCAAGGCCCGCUUCAACGCUGCAGCCCCGGGGUUCAACUUCACCACCAAGGACGUCUUUGGCAUGAUGCAGCUUUGCGGCUACGAGUCCCUCAUUCGAGGCCGCUCCAAGUUUUGCGACCUCGACCUCUUUGGCCCGGACGACUGGCUCGGUUGGGAGUACUCGGAGGACGUCCGCUACCACUACAAUGUCGGCUACGGCUUCCCCGCCGCCGGAUACAUUGGCAUGCCUUGGUUGCAGGCGACUGCCGACCUGAUGACGCGCGACGGCGGCCCUGAGGCUGAGGACCUAUACAUCAGCUUUACGCACCGCGAGCUUCCGCCCAUGGUCAUGGUCGCCAUGGGCCUGUUCAACAACUCGCAAUUCGGCGGAUCAGAAGCCACCGUCAACGCCACCAUGCCCUCCGAUGCCGAGAACCCACACCGCGCCUGGCGCUCCUCGCACAUCGUCCCCUUCCUGACCAACAUCGCCCUCGAGCGUCUCGAGUGCUCCGGCAGCUAUGGCUUCGACAACGGCCAGUACCAUCGCGUCUUGGUCAACAGCUCACCUCAGCUGAUUCCCGGUUGCAACGAUGGACCGGGCACGAGCUGCUCCAAGGCUGCAUUCGAGCAGUUCAUCAAGGAGAGGACCGAGCGGUUCAAGGGAUUCUCGGAAAAGUGCGGUGUGUCUUACCAGAACUCGACGGAUACGAUGACACUGUACACCGAUGGCAAGGCCGGAAACGGCAGCUUUGUUGGAAAGCGCUAUAAUGCAUUCCCCCGGGAAUAGGUUAUGUGAUUCAAGACCUUGAGACGACAAGACAAAAGCUUAUACAUAAUACACAAUAAUAAAUCUGUUAAUUUUGCCCAAUGACCUUUUGAGACUUUGGUAGUUAGCCUCGACUGUGUAAUUACGGUAGUAACCCACGGCGCGCAUCUAAUCUAGGAUUCAAAGCUGCA
Pyricularia oryzae 70-15 is the source of this 2144-nucleotide messenger RNA. RefSeq names its product repressible acid phosphatase. Gene Ontology annotation, molecular function: acid phosphatase activity. The transcript has a single exon. The coding region runs from base 553 to 1974 and encodes 473 amino acids. NCBI's taxonomy places the organism in Eukaryota, Fungi, Ascomycota, Sordariomycetes, Magnaporthales, Pyriculariaceae. Gene Ontology annotation, cellular component: fungal-type cell wall. The record is from RefSeq and is a predicted model, not a curated record.